AUGAGGAUCAAUGCCAAGCUAGACCUGACAUUUACGGCUAGCGUUGCCGCGUGCCAAGCCUUGCCCGUAAAGUUUAUGCGGCUCCAAAAAAAAGUCGAUUUCGGUCUUCGAGAUAACUACGCUAGAUGUUGCCGAUAUGGACAAAGAUUGCAGACUUGUGCUCACCUUCGGUCAUUACACAACCCAGCGCUUGGGUCAAGCGCAACAUGGAUAAGCUCCUCCUCAAAUACCGGCGCUGAACGAUCAUAUAACCCACCGUAUGCUCCCCGGUCGUAUCAUCGGGGUUUUCACUACACCAAAUAUCUUUCUUCCCCCGCUUCAAGCACCGACCGAGAAUCAUUGCUCAAAACCGAGCUAUCGCAAGCCGAAUUACAAGGAAAUGGCGAUAUAUACGAUUACCUCCGCAAAUGGCAACAGAUGAAUCAGCCCUUGAUUAAUGAAAUGGACCCGAUCCAGUUACCUGGGGACUCCAACACUGGAACCGCGCUUAAAGGGGACAUGUUGAAGGACGGACUGGCGAACCAGGAAGAUAAUAUCGAUUUAUUCGACACGGAUGAAUACCGCCACUCUAUUGACGAGGAUGCAGGCUCACGGUUUCUCCAACCCGGAGACAUGGUUGUACUGAAAUCGGAAUCGAGUUUUGCAGACGGUCAGUUGGCCAUAUACAUGCGGUCAUUGGAAAUGCAGCACCAGUUUUAUACAAUGAGAGGGAAAUGGCGCUCCACAAGCCUUACCAAAAUGGAAUUUAUUGCUAGCAAAGUAGCGACAUUGGAUAUGUUGAAAAAACUUUUGCCCUACUUUCCAUCUCGAAGAGUCGAAAAAGCUCCUCUAGCCCAGUUAGGGGAGGAAGGUGGUGUUCCACGCCCGAUCGGGGCCCACCUCAUUGAUUUGAUGAUGGACUUCACUGCCGCAGCAGAAGAAUUCCACCGCAAGCACGCCGUCGCUUUGAACGAAUUAUAUCAUAAGCUUGUUGCUGAUGGAGACGCUCCCGUAAUGACUCUAGAUGAAAUUGCAGAAACGGCUCUCGGGCUUGACCCUUCAAAAUUGACAAACCCAGAGAGGUGGGCUAUUCAGAGAGCUAUUGGCCGCCUAUCCUUUUACAUAGCUGCCAACAAGAUCGGACCGUUUACCGAAUCGUACACCAUUCGACCAAAAGAGGAUGCCCAGAAGGUUGCCGCAGUCAUUCGCUGGGCUCGGGAAUACCAGAGUCGGGCAAAAAGGAUAACCUUAGGAGAGACCAUACCUGACAAUGAUAAACAUCCUAUCGAGAUGUUCAUCCGGAAGGCCCGGCGGAUCAUUCAACAAAGCCGGCGGUCUAGGUCACCAACCACGAUGUUUUUAGUUAGCCCAAGUGCGAAAAAUAAGUUGGCCACUGAUGAUGGAGAGAGCAGUUCUUGUUGUAAAGACGAAAUUGAAACAUUUUCUGAAACAGACAAAAUUAUACUUGAUUACUUCCGCAUGUGGACGCUUCCUCCGUGCCUAAUGACGGCCGGGACUCUGAGAUCAUCGGGCUCUACCAUUCUCCGAGCGAUUGGCCUUUAUAGCGACCUGCGUUUAACGCCGCCCACAGGAUAUUUGUUCUUGCAGGAAAUGGGUGUCUUUACUCCGUGGGAAAAUCUCCACGUCCUUUACGAACAGCUCGCGCUCCCUGGUCAUGGAAUUUCCCGAACCGCAGACGAGAUAGAGGAGGAAUCCAACCGGUUCUGCGAAAAUAUUGGACCAGAAGGUCUUUUAGAUACGAUGAAAGAUCUAAGGAAGGACUGGGGCGAUCUUCCUGUAUUCUGUGUCGAUGAUGUUCAUGCAGCCGAAAUCGAUGAUGGAUUUUCGAUCGAACCCGUUCCCGGCUCUGAGGACACGUACUGGGUUCAUGUUCAUGUUGCCAAUCCAUCUGCAUUUAUUCCGCCAGAUCACAUUGUUGCUAAACGAGCCGCCGAAUUCAAGAGAUCUUUCUACUCCCCUGAGCGAGUCUACUCCAUGCUGCCUCCAGCUCUCGUCCAGAAAUAUUUCAGUCUAGCCCCUGGUCGCCCGGCUCUUACUUUCAGUGCGAAGAUUAACAUGACGGGGGAUAUACUUGAAACGAACAUUUCUAACGGAUAUGUCAAGAAUAUAAUCUACGUGACGCCAAAUAAAGUUCGAAAACUAUUUGGUAUUGAUCGAGAGACAGCUCCUUCUCUGACUCUAUCUUUUGACGGCGAGUUGAAAGAGCAGUACCCUGAAAAAGCCCAAAAUGAUAUACAUGACGAGCAUAAAUCGGCUUUCUAUACUUUGGAAAAACUGAUGGCUGCUCGCCGUGCGAAACGAGUGGAUAAGGGUGCAUUGGAAUUUUUAUCUCGACAAAAAUCCCAACCGAGAAUAUCGGGUGAAAAAAAUCAAGAAUCGAUGUAUUCCGUCGACAGAACAACGGGAUAUCAUUUCACCGGAGACCCAGUGGUUCACUUCAGCAAUUUAUCGACUGAUCCAUUUGAGAUGUUGGAAUCAACUAAGGACGAUCUUGUCAACCAUGUCAUGGUACUGGCUGGAGAGGUUGCUGGGCAAUGGCUCAAAGACCGGCAGGCCCCAGUAGUGUUUACUGGAACGUGGUAUCACCCCGAAUACACACCGGUCACGAGAGAGAGCUUAUCUGCUGAAGUGCCCAACUCGUUCCAUCUCGGACUUCCAAGAUCCUUUGCUUCGCCAACUCCAACGCCACACGUCUCACUUGGGGUCGACCAAUAUGUGAGAUGCACCAGCCCACUUAGACGAUAUACCGACCUCAUUGCCCAUUGGCAAAUAGAAGCGAUCCUUCGCCACCAGGCAAAUGAGCCAUCGCCCUCCUCCCCACCUCAAGUUGUCCCGGACAACCUCCCAUUCAAAACUCAUGAUAUUGAAAAAUACAUCUCACGCGCUGAUUGGCAAAAUCGCCUAAAGGAUCGAGCGCAAAACCGUUCACGUGACUUCUGGAUCUGCCAGGCCCUUUUCCGGUCCUUCUAUUUCAACGCGGCAAAGCUACCCCCGACGUUUCAGUGUAUCAUCCAGGGCGAGAACUUUGACGCAGUGUACGAAUUCGGAGCCGAUUGGGACGAAUACUUCGGCAGACUGCAACCUUUCGAUCUGCAGUGUAUUGUCACUCUUGACAAGACUGCUACACCCAUGCAAAUAGGCGAUCUAGUGGAUGUGGAACUUGUAUCAAUUGAUAUGUACACUCUUCGAGUUACAGUCAAGUUUUCUCGUCAUGUCAAACGGCCGGAGAACGGCGCGCUUGCGUCGAGGGGAAUAGCAAUUAACUGA
Molecule: messenger RNA, 3267 nt
Organism: Blastomyces dermatitidis ER-3
Lineage: Eukaryota; Fungi; Ascomycota; Eurotiomycetes; Onygenales; Ajellomycetaceae
Product: mitochondrial exoribonuclease Cyt-4
Exons: 4
Coding region: 1-3267 (1088 amino acids)
Biological process (GO): mRNA catabolic process
Cellular component (GO): P-body; exosome (RNase complex)
Molecular function (GO): 3'-5'-RNA exonuclease activity; RNA binding
Source: RefSeq, a predicted model, not a curated record